This is a messenger RNA of Egretta garzetta (little egret), 2974 nucleotides long. It is a transcript of the gene GSKIP, whose product is annotated as GSK3B interacting protein. The transcript is spliced from 2 exons. Gene Ontology annotation, biological process: regulation of canonical Wnt signaling pathway. The record is from RefSeq and is a predicted model, not a curated record. Gene Ontology annotation, molecular function: kinase regulator activity; protein kinase A binding. The coding region runs from base 813 to 1232 and encodes 139 amino acids. Lineage: Eukaryota; Metazoa; Chordata; Aves; Pelecaniformes; Ardeidae. Gene Ontology annotation, cellular component: cytoplasm.
AGUGGCGCGCCGGGAGCGCCUUGGGUGCUGCAGCCAGGUUACUGCCAGCUCCCAGCCCCUCCUGGCAGCAGCGCUCAGCUACCGCAGCGCGCGGGAGCGUCCUGGGGGGCUGUCCCCGCUGGCCUUAGGACGGUUGCCCAGCGGGCGUAAGGCGGCCGAGGUCUCGGUGACACCGGUACCUGAGCGGCAAAUGCCGGAGGUGCUGCCGAGACCCCCGCAGCGUCUGUCCCUUUUUGGUAACAGCUGCUUACAAAGGCCAGCUAUGUAUGUCUCUGAAAUGUGUUGGCACUUGUGCAUAAAAGCUUAACGGGAGAAUUGUUCCUCGGUGACUGUAAACAAAAAGCUGCUGUUAAUACAUCUUUAUAGUCUCUGGUAACCCAUUUAGUUUGCAGGCUUUUCUAAGUCUUUCUUAAAUUCACCAACAAUAGGGUUUUAUUUUCUACGGCUAUUGAUUUCAGUUUUUCCAGGCAUGACUUGUCUUCCUACUGCACCCCGGAUCAGCAGAAUGCAGAAUUAAUUACUGCUGAAUCAUAACAGAGUCUUAUACAACAGAAUGCGAGUUAACGCGCACAAGAAGCAGCAACUUCAGCGAUACUGACUCUGCUUCUAUGUGCCAAUGUAACUUUCCUGAGCAGUUGUUCUCAACAUCUUGGUUUUGAGUUUCAUGAGUUACGGAAAUCUCUGUCUCUUAUUUUCCUUUUUUUGGACAACAUUAAACAUGGCUGCUUAAGAUAUAACUCUUGGUUUAUGGUGUUAAUAGCUAUCGAAUGUAGUGGUAUGAUAAAUCUAAAAUAAAUGUUUCCAUAUGCAGAAUGGAGACUGAUUGCAAUCCUAUGGAGUUACCCAAUAAUACGGGGUUUGAAGAGGAUUCUGAUUAUAGAGACUUCGAAGGAACAGAUGUGAAAGAUAUGAGACUAGAAGCCGAAGCUGUUGUGAAUGAUGUUCUGUUCGCUGUCAGCAACAUGUUUGUCUCAAAAACCCUUCCCUGUGCAGAGGAUGUGGCAUAUAUCAAUGUGGAAACCAGGGAAAGGAACAGAUACUGCCUGGAGCUCACUGAAGCAGGACUCAGGGUAGUAGCUUAUGAUUUUGAUCAGACUGAUGACAGACUGCAAACUCCAUACCAUGAAACUGUCUACUCCUUAUUGGACUCUCUCAGCCCUGCAUAUCGAGAGGUGUUUGGAAACGCAUUACUACAAAGACUGGAAGCUUUGAAGAAAGAUAGUCAGUCAUGAUUUACCCAGAAGUGAAGAAGGUUUAAUGCUAGAAGGAAUUCUUAGUGUGAGGCGCUGAGAUCUUCCUUUAAAACAUAGUCAGAAACAUCUUAAGCUUCAUUUCUUGCAUUAAUUUCUAUUUCAUGCUAGUACUACUCUGUAAUACUUUGCUGCAGUGGAUUUGCGUAUAUCACAAUGCCUUUAAAAGCCACUUUGAGAAAUUGCAAAAUUAAUAAACUUUUUUGUUUUCUUUUUUUGUGGUAGGUGAGCAAGUAAGUUGCUUCUUACAAUACUAAAAAAAUUUGGUGUGUUUUCAAAGUGUUAUUAUCCAAAACUAAAAAAAUAGAGAGAGACUGAAUGUUAUAUAUACAAGUAGUAAUUUUUUUUGGUGUGUGCUUACUGGUAAGUUUUAUAUCUGCUUUUUAAAAUAGAAGCUAACUACUUGCUCUACCCAAUUAAUGAAAAAUAAUUGGGAAAACUACUGUUCUGCAAAGAACAGAAUUUCAGCUUGAUUUGCUAUACAUAAAUCUGAAAAUUCGCAGCUUUGGUAACAAAAAAGGUGGUUCUUGAACAGCUGAGCGUUGCUUAUAUACUGACACUAUCUGAAUUAAAAGCAAGGCUCAGUAUUCUUUGAUCUGUCCUUGUCUAUGGCAACCAGCAAACUCAAAAUAAUAAAUGAGAUGUACUGCUAAUAUAUGAAUGUAUUGUCUGAAUUGCAAAUGAGUUAAGCACAGAAUUAGGAUGUAAUGGGCUACAUUUCCUAAAGAUGAUGUUAUAUAUGCUAUAUAUAUAUGUAUGCUAUAUUGUAACUGUUUGGGAGGUUUGGAAGACAUUUUAGCCUGUUUACUAUUCUGAAUGUGUGUUUACAUGAUGUACAGAAUAUACCCAAGAGUAUUUUUGCUUCAGCCUUUACUUUCUAUAAUACAGUACUUUGGUACUCCCGUUUUUCACAUUUUCUCCCUCAAUUGUACAGCAUCCUCUCCUAAUCAAUACUAAGUAAGCACUCUAAUGUUAAUGGCAUUGUAUUGGUUUGAAACCAAAGGCUGUAUGAAAUUUGCUAAGACUAAUAGAAACUGGAAGAUAUAACUUGUAUUUUCUACUUAAAAACAGGUGCAAAUCUCUUUAUAAAUCUAUUGUUCUGCUGUAACUUUUCAAGUAUGUACUGAAUAGUAGACUUUUUAAAAAUUACAGUUGGUUAGAAAUACUGGUACUGUUGAACUAACAUUCUGUGACGUUCAUACUUUUUGUAUUCUUGUAUUACUCAGUAUUUGUGCAUCUUUAUUUAAAUAAUCCUGCCAUUAUUCUGCCAUGCUUUUGUGACAAGUACAUGCAGUAGCUUUUUUGGAGCCACACUUAGGGAUGCGUCGGUUCUCAUGAAGUCACAGAUUCCAGUGACUUCAGUAGAGCUAUAUUGACUUCUGCCUGCUAAGGAUUAGUCAUAUUAAUUGGAGAAGCCUAGGAGAGCUUUUGUAAUAGCUUUGGGGUAGUGAGGUACAGCUAUGACUGACAAGACAACUGUAGUUGGCACUUCUGUUUUCCAGAUCUUAAUUUUGUGUUUAUUUUAUUAUAUUUUUAGGUUGAAACUUCUGAUAUUAAUCCUCUGCCCUAGGGUAUGCUUCCAUGCUCUAAAAAUUGUUCAUAGGCUCUCUUUUGCACACAGGUCUGUGGCACGUGGUUAGUCCUCUGUGAGGAGAAUGUACUUUACCAAAUUUAUAUUUGAAUAUUUUCCCUUGCAACUAAUUUACUUGUUCAAUUUCAGUGAC